Molecule: messenger RNA, 1062 nt
Organism: Bemisia tabaci
Lineage: Eukaryota; Metazoa; Arthropoda; Insecta; Hemiptera; Aleyrodidae
Cellular component (GO): membrane
Source: RefSeq, a predicted model, not a curated record
CGGCGGUCAUGGAGUUACGCGCGUUUCUGCUCGGUCUGUGCGCCCUCGGAGCGUCGGGGCGGCCCCAGAGCGGGGCGCAGGCGGAGGAGCCCUCGGGGCCGGGGCGCCCCUCGGACUGGAAGUUCCUGCGUCAGGUGUACAGUGAGUGCUUCGUCGGUAGCGCGGACGCGUUGGUGUGUCUCAAGCAGCGGGCCGUCCGCGCCCUGGACCAGGCGGCCAAGCUCCAGUCGAUACCGUUGAUCGAUGGCUUCUCGCUCACGAGAACGGUGAACGACUCGGCGCUCCUCGACGAGGAUCCGCAGCUCGACGCCGGCGACGCCUUGCCCCGGGACAUGGACCAGAAGGACCGGGCGCUCGACAACAUCAUCCUCAAGAAGCUCGAGCGCUUCUUCGCCGCCAGAUCCAUCACCGUUGACAACAGUCACAAUGAAGUUGAUGGACGAAAGAAAAAGGAGAAAGAGCUACACCACUACUUGAUGAUGGCAGCGGCGACAGCGGCGGCCAUCUUGGGGCCCCUCGCAUUCAAAUCGCUGGCUAUCAUUGCGACCAAAGCCCUUGUGGUGAGCAAAAUUGCCAUCGUGAUAGCUUCCAUCGUGGCCAUCAAAAAACUCUUCUCGCACCCGCAUCAGGAGUCGGAGGUUGUCUCUCACCACUACGGCAGGAGCCUGCGACACGCUCCUAACACGGACGCUGCGCGACUUGCCUACAACGCCCACCAACCAAAAUACCGAGAGAAACGGAUGGUUGAUCCGGAGGUUGGAGGGAGAUCGAUCCUAGGAGGGCUGGAAGGACUCCCUCUGGAGGCCACUUCGGCGGCUGUUCUGGGGCUCACACUCAUGGAGAUCCUGUGGUGGGUCCAGUUCAAGAGCCAGGAACCGAAGAUCCAAUCCGUCCUGGAUAACAUCCCGCAGCACAUGAUCGACGAUACGCGUUAUCCGGCCUGAUUUCUCCCUCAUGAAAUUUUUCGUCUGCUCCUCACUGAACAUCACUGCCGUGGUAUGGAAGAACGCCGUAUGAACGUUCGAGAGUUGCCAAAUUUUCGCUCAUAAAAUGUUCAUUUUU